AUGUUCCGGAGACGCGCGCUGCGGCGGCGGCUGGCGGCGGCCGGCGCCCCCUCGGUCCCCAACGACCAGCUGCGAAGGCUCGCCCGCGCCCUGGACCUCGGCCCCGAGGCCUCCACCUGCAUCCCCGGCCCGGACCUCCGCCUGCCGGCCUCCCGCGCCUUCCGCUUCCCAGACCUUCGCGACCUCGCCGAGCUUCGCCGCCUCCCGCUGUGCACCGACCAGCAGUGCUGCAACCCGUACCACUUCAGCCGCCUCUGCAAACCCGAAACCCCUCCUCCACCAUACAGUCGGAUCGUGAUGGAUGACGUAAAGCCUAAAGAACAUGGCGAGAGCACAGAGGACGCUAGGAGGACAGACCACGAGCGGCUUCCUACCGGAUCCCUCGCCACUGACGGCGAAGAGCGCCCGAGCUGGGAGGCGGAGUGGUGUCGAUUGGCCUAUUGGGAGUUGACACAACGCGUGGGCAGACAGUUCGGGGUUCGAGUUCGGGCGGUUGACGUAUUCGGGGGUGGAGGUGGGGCCUGCGGUUCGGGACGGCAUGGAUUGUGUCUGGACGCAUUAGAAUCCAGGCCCGACGCGCCGCAAGCUGAUCAGGUGCGAAAAACUCGGGCAAAGAUCGGUCUCGGAGUGACGCUGUCCCUCGAGUCGGACGGGGUCUGGCUUUACAACCGUAGCCAAGAGCCAGUGUUUGUCAGCUCGCCGGCCCUAGAUGCAGCCGCAGCCAGAGCUCUGCUCGUGUGGCGAGUGGCCCCGGGACAUUGUCUGUGCAUCUUUGACCCGUCUGCCCCACCGCCGGCCGUCUCGCUCCCGCACAUAGGUCCGGUUGACCCUCGAUCCGUGAGGAUCUCAUUCGCGAAGGGCUGGGGGCCCAAAUACUCCCGGAGGGACGUGACGGCGUGCCCCUGUUGGCUCGAAGUCCUCCUGGCUCCCCCGAGCUGA
This is a messenger RNA of Parnassius mnemosyne (clouded apollo), 939 nucleotides long. The record is from the annotation of a GenBank genome assembly. NCBI's taxonomy places the organism in Eukaryota, Metazoa, Arthropoda, Insecta, Lepidoptera, Papilionidae.